Cylicocyclus nassatus is the source of this 1182-nucleotide messenger RNA. Lineage: Eukaryota; Metazoa; Nematoda; Chromadorea; Rhabditida; Strongylidae. The record is from the annotation of a GenBank genome assembly.
AUGGGAUAUAAACAAUACAGUUUGAUCAACAUCGAACUAAGGCGGUUGGUAAAAUUCGUCACGGAUGAUGUGACAAUUUUAACACUCGAGACUGAGAUUUGCGCACUAGGAAUUCUUAAGUGUUUUGUAGCCUCAUCCACCGAUGACCAUAAUUCGUACGGCUUAAAUGGAGAUGGCGAAGAAGUUUCCAAGCAAGGAUAUUCAAAGGCCAAGGAUCGCAGGCAACAACGUAUCGAAGAGACACAAAAACUCGUCAUGAAAAGGCUUCUUAGUAAACCUAGAAGAAAGAUAGAUGAGCUUUGCAGUGAACUUGACAGGACCUGCUUCACAAUUACUGAUAAAAUGUUUAAGCAUGGCAAUGCGUUAUUCGCGUUCAGAAGUUUGCGAAGGAAAGGACCGGAAGGUGUCUUGAUUCUGUCGCAAACGAAGCUUCAACCUCAGUUACCUCUUAAUUGGGAGAACUUCAACUCUAAGGCAUGGAUUGUAAAGAAGGACUAUGUCCGGUUGACCUAUGCUCAACUUAUGAUUGCUGGAGCAUUUUUGAGUGGAGGAUUGGAGUUUAACACUACAAGGAAACAGGAUGUGCUAAUCAUUGGACUUGGAGGAGGAGUCAUCAACAAUUACUUCACACAAAUGAAAAACCAAGUGUUAAAUGUUACCGUUGUCGAUAUUGAUCCUGUUAUGCUGAAAGUAGCCAAAAAAUGGUUUGGAUUCACGGAAUCACCUUUACAUCGCAUUGUUAUUGAUGAUGGAGUGCGAUACAUUCAUGAUGCAGCUAGAAGAGGCGAAAAAUAUGAUGUACUCAUCAUUGACGUGUGCUACAAUAUACCUCUGCCUAUGAUGUGCCCAACAAAGGAGUUUUUGGAGGACGAUUUAAUCGCCUCUAUGAAAGCAAUAACUACAGAUAACGGUGCGGUCAUUGUGAACUUAAUCGUUAAGCAGAGCGAAGAAGCCCUCAAGGCUCUUCCUCUAUAUUCCCGUCAUUAUCCUUCCUGCUACUUCAUAAAUUAUGGCAAAGAAAAGCCAAAGAGAACAACUCUUACUUUAACACUACAGAUGAACGCUUUCGCGAUAACUCCAAAACUGUGGAUAUCACUCUUGGAUUUCAGCUGUUUUCAAUUGCUUAUCCAUCGCUCUAUUGAGGUGGCCGUCAAGAAUAACGAUAGCUCUGCCAACCGCUAG